GGGCUUAGUUACUCUCGGCCUCUCGGGCACAGUCAUCCGGACGAGGCAAAUGGCUUUGUUGAAGAUGCAGGAGGUCAUCUCGGGGUUGUCAGUGGUGGAAGCCUGUUAAGUCAGGUCAACAGGUUGCAUGCGAGUGGUUAUUCGGCAGGACCUCUCGAUGGCUUUCAAGCCAUUCCGACAACUGCUGACGCCUCCGCAAUCGCCAUUGACGACCAAGAAGGUGGAUAUCCACUUGAAGGGACUGGCUCCUUGCUGAGCCAGCAGACUGGUAGCUGGGCUUCAUACUCCGGAAAGCCAUCCCAUGAAAGACCUGGGUUGUGGGAGUCAGACAGCAGGCAAACCCCACGAAGAUCUGGGCCGCACAACGACCCAUCAAUGAAUGGUUUAUACUCUUAUGGUUGA
Messenger RNA from Protopolystoma xenopodis, 402 nucleotides. NCBI's taxonomy places the organism in Eukaryota, Metazoa, Platyhelminthes, Monogenea, Polystomatidea, Polystomatidae. The record is from the annotation of a GenBank genome assembly.